Messenger RNA from Maylandia zebra (zebra mbuna), 980 nucleotides. Its product is annotated as high choriolytic enzyme 1. Gene Ontology annotation, molecular function: metalloendopeptidase activity; zinc ion binding. The record is from RefSeq and is a predicted model, not a curated record. Lineage: Eukaryota; Metazoa; Chordata; Actinopteri; Cichliformes; Cichlidae. Gene Ontology annotation, biological process: proteolysis.
AAAUCUUUUGCAGCCAUGUUGGUUUUCUGUUGGUGUCUUGUCACUCUGCUGCUGCUAUCCUCUUCCUGGGCUCAGGAAGAGAUUCCUAGCACUGACGAGGACAUACCCAGAGAGCUCUCUGUAGGUCAGCUGCUGGAGAGAGCCAAUAGAAACUACACACCUGACAUUGAUGAGCCGACAUUAAUCGGAGGUGACGUUGCUAUCAAGUCUGAAGCUGACAGAAAUGCUGACCCCUGCACCUCCAGAGGCUGUAUGUGGGGAAAGUGGACUGAUGGGAAAGUCUAUGUCCCAUACUACAUUGCCAAUCACUACUCUUCCCGUGAGAUUGCCAUCAUCACUCGUGGACUAGAGUCCUUCUCUUCAGUUUCCUGCAUUCGUUUCAGACCCUACCAGGAUGGCGAUCAUGAGUGGCUGAGCAUCGAGUCCAGAAAUGGCUGCUACUCCUAUGUGGGUCGCCAGGGCGGUGGUCAAACUGUGUCUCUAAGCCGUCAGGGCUGUCUUUACCACAGCACUGUCCAGCAUGAAUUACUCCAUGCCCUAGGCUUCAAUCACGAACAGACCCGCUCUGACAGGGACAACUACAUCAGGGUGUACUGGGAAAACAUCCUCGAUGACAUGGUGUACAAUUUCUAUAAGAUUGAUACUCUAAACCAGGGAACUCCUUAUGACUACAACUCUGUCAUGCAAUAUGAGAGGUACGCCUUCUCCAAGAACAACCAACCCACUAUGGUGCCCAUUCCUAAUAGCAAUGUAAUGUUGGGCGGGGCCACUCAGAUGAGCAAAAAUGAUAUCGAUAGGUUGAACAGACUCUACCAGUGCUAAACUGCACCCUGGGCAGAGGACCUGCCACCUUGAUGACAUCAAAGCCUACGAGGGAAAAGAGUUGGAUUCGGGGUAUAUUUUGGGUUAGACGAGCAAAAGCAUUGAAAUACAAAGCUGUGUGUUGACAAAGAAUAAAAAGAACAACAACACAAAUCUCA